This is a messenger RNA of Erythranthe guttata (spotted monkey flower), 880 nucleotides long. RefSeq names its product FAS1 domain-containing protein SELMODRAFT_448915-like. The record is from RefSeq and is a predicted model, not a curated record. NCBI's taxonomy places the organism in Eukaryota, Viridiplantae, Streptophyta, Magnoliopsida, Lamiales, Phrymaceae.
UAUUUUUUGAUUGAUUGAAGUAUAACAAAUAACUGCUACUUUUUCUCUGCAACUCCAUUUCCAUGGCGAUUUCCUUCUCCCUCAGCCUACUCCUCGUGGCACUCUUGACCACCGCCACUACCUCCGCCACAGAAACCAGCCCGCCACCCCAACCACCGUCUCUGCCCACAACACCACCACCAGUCUCCACCGCACAUACUCCGCCGUCGCCGGCAACACCGGCGGAGAUUCCACAAAAUCAGCUCGACAACAUCUUCGAUGCUCUGAUUAGCGCCGGCGACUUCGCCGGCUGGACAAACCUGAUUUCCUCCACCGACUCUUCAUCCCUCCCACUCACCGCCACCAUCUUCAUCCCCAGUCACGACGGCAUCCCCUCCUCCCCCCUCUCCACCGCCAACACCAUCACCGGAAUGAGAUUAAACCCUUUUCUCAUGGCCUACCACAUAGUCCCACACCGCCUCACUUUCUCCGAUCUCCAACAGUUCGGUACCCACACGCGCCUCCCAACUCUCCUUCCAGACAAAUACAUCAUCAUCACCAACAACUCCCCCACCAAUUUCACCGUCGACGACUCCCAAAUCGUACAAGCCGAUGUCUUCGUCAAUGCUGCUUUCUCUGUCCAUGGCAUCCAGAAAGUUCUCGAUUACACUCUCUACGCUGGAAAUAGUAUCCUUCCCCCGCCGCCGGAAGAUCCUAAGAAGAAAGAUCCCAUUUUUCCGGAAGAUAUCACCGUCGGCCUGAGAUCUGAUGCAUCGUGUUCGUUCAGCUGGAUUUUGACUCUCUGUGCUGCUGUUCUUGCAAUCAAGAAGAUUCAUUGAAAAAUUUACACUGUCUGGAGUAAUAUUCAAUGGUACGAAAGGUUAUCGAUUGAAAUUUGUAA